Telopea speciosissima is the source of this 959-nucleotide messenger RNA. RefSeq lists its product as uncharacterized. Gene Ontology annotation, molecular function: snoRNA binding. The record is from RefSeq and is a predicted model, not a curated record. Bases 144 to 959 code for a protein of 271 amino acids. Gene Ontology annotation, cellular component: t-UTP complex; small-subunit processome; 90S preribosome. The transcript has 6 exons. Gene Ontology annotation, biological process: maturation of SSU-rRNA from tricistronic rRNA transcript (SSU-rRNA, 5.8S rRNA, LSU-rRNA); positive regulation of transcription by RNA polymerase I. Lineage: Eukaryota; Viridiplantae; Streptophyta; Magnoliopsida; Proteales; Proteaceae.
CAUGGUCCCUUACUCCCUUAGUCCCUGUAAAUUUGAGGUUUAAGGGUUAAGCAAAAUAAAGAGGAUUUCUAAAGAUUUUUGCUGCAGAAGCCUCACUCGGAGCUCUUAAAACCUUCUUCAAGUUAUCUCUUCUGGCUGCAAACAUGGCUACAUCAAUCGCUUCUCAGUUACAGGCAAUCAAAUCCUACAUAAAAGCCGAUGCUGAGCCAACCAAAAGGCCCUUUACUCGACCAUCCAUCAUCUUCAACCCAAAAGAAGCUGCCGACAUCGAUCUGGAUACACUUUUCUCCAUUGCCCUCUCAGGUUUGGAGGUUCUCAUCAGCACGGAUGAGCGUUUCAGUAGUUAUAAGAACGACCUCUUCAGUCAUAAGAGUAGAGAGUUAGAUAGAGAGUUGAUGGGCGUAGAGGAAAACAAACGCAUUAAUUCAUCUAUUAGUUCGUUCCUUCGGUUACUUUCUGGACAUCUUCAGUUGCAUUCUGCCCUUAAGACACUCGAAUAUUUGAUACGCAGAUACAAGGUUCAUGUGUACAACACCGAGGAACUGAUACUCUGUGCAUUGCCUUACCAUGACACCCACGCUUUUGUUCGGAUUGUGCAGUUAUUGGACUUCGGAAAUAGUAAAUGGAGAUUUCUUGAAGGUGUCAAAACCUCUGGUGCACCGCCACCAAGAAAGGUUAUAGUGCAGCAAUGCAUCCGUGAUAUGGGGGUAUUGGUGGCGAUUUGCAACUAUGCAUUGCCACUGAAGAAGCAUCAACCUUCAAGACCAGUGGUGGGCUUUUGUACUGCGGUUGUGAUUGAGGUUCUUGGUUCCAUGCAAAUCAUUGAUACUGAUGCAGUGCAGAAAAUCAUUCCUUUUGUUCGUUCUGGCUUUCGACCUGCCACAAAAUGUGGACCAGAUCACAAGGCUGUGAACGUUGAAAUUAAUUAUACUGUGCAAGGUCUUCAUCUAUCAUUAUAA